UGGGAAACUGUAUAUCAUUUUCCUUUCAGUCUAAUGCCGCUGAUGGCGUGGUUUCUCAUUGCUGCGAAUUCACUACUAAACGAGCAAGGUACGUGUCUAAGCUUGAAGGAAAUAUUGAUGCUUUGAAGAAAGCUUUUGAAGAGUUAACAACUACAAAGACUGACUUGCUAAGGAGAGUCAACGUUGCGGAGGAGCUACAGCAGAUGAAGCGGCUUGAUAAGGUUGAGAGGUGGAUUUCUGGGGUUGAAGCCAUGGAAGCUGAAGUCAACGCAUUGAUGGAAAGAAGCGCUCGAGAAGUCAACAGAUUAUGCCUUUGGGGUUGCUGUUCUAAGAAUUACAUCUCCACCUACAAAUUUGGCAAGAUGGUGUCUGAGAAGCUCGCCGAAGUGACGGAUCUGCAAGGCAAAGGGGCGUUUGAAGUGGUCUCUGAACGGGCACCCAUAGCUUCUGUGGUAGAAAUGCCCCUUGAGUCAACUGUGGGCAUGGAAACACUAUUUGACAAGGUUUGGAGAGAUCUCAAUGAUGAAAAUGUUGGGAUAAUGGGGUUAUAUGGAAUGGGAGGGGUAGGAAAAACUACCCUUUUGAAGAAUAUCAACAACAAUUUUCUCAAGAUUACUACCAGUGACUACAAUGUCAUCUGGGUAGUAGUAUCUCAGGAUCACAGACUUGAUAACUUACAAAAUGUAAUUGGGGAAAAGAUAGGUUAUUCCGAGGAAACAUGGAAAAGAAGAGACUAUCAUAAUAAAGCUACAGACAUCUUUAGCAUCCUCAGCAGAAGGAAAUUUGUGCUUUUAUUGGAUGAUAUAUGGGACAGGAUUGAUCUUACUGAACUUGGGGUUCCUUUGCCUACCAAAGAAAAUGGAUCCAAGGUUGUAUUCACAACUCGUUCCAUGGAAGUUUGUUGUCAAAUGGACGCUCAAAAGAUGGUAGAAGUGAAGUGCUUAGCAUGGGAUAAAUCCUGGAAGUUGUUUCAAGAGAAGGUUGGGGAAGUGGCCCUCAAUGUCCACCCCGAUAUCCCGAGUUUAGCUGAGAUUGUCGCCAAAGAGUGUGAUGGUUUACCUCUUGCGCUAAUUACCAUUGGUCGCGCCAUGGCUUGCAAAAGAACACUUCAAGAAUGGAAAUGUGCAACUCAGGUGUUGAAGAAUUCAGCAUCCGAUUUUUCAGGCAUGCGUGAUAAGGUACUUCCACUCUUGAAGUUCAGUUAUGACAAUUUGUCGAGUGAAAAAGUUAAAUCUUGUUUCUUGUAUUGCGCGUUAUUCCCAGAAGAUUGGCCGAUUGAUAGAAAUAUUUUGAUAGAUUAUUGGAUGAGUGAGGGAUUUUUGGAUGAAUAUCUGGAUAUAGAUCAUGCAAAAAAUCAAGGAUGUGAUAUUAUUGGUUCACUUCUUUAUGCAUGCUUACUAGAGGAUAUUGACAAUAAAUUUGUAAAGAUGCAUGAUGUUGUCCGAGACAUGGCUUUGUGGAUAGCUUGUGACUGUGGUAAGGCAGAGAAUAGAUUUUUGGUGAAAACCAACGCUGAACUGUUAAAACUUCCCAUGAACGAAACAUGGAAUGAGGUCAGUAGGAUUUCGUUGCAGAGAAACCGCAUUGAGAGUCUUUCAGGAACUCCAACAUGCCCCAAUCUCUUGACUUUAUUUCUUAACCGUAACAGUUUGAGUCAGAUCACGGAUAGCUUCUUUGACUCUAUGCCAAAACUAAGAGUUUUGGAUCUGGCAGCAAAUCCAUGUCUGACUAAUUUGCCGGUUGGAAUUUCACAAUUAGUUUCAUUGCAAUAUCUCAAUCUGUCAAAUACGGCGAUAGAAGAAUUGCCAAGUGAGUUAAAGAACUUGGUAAUGCUCAAGUACUUGAACUUAAAUAAUGCAAUAAACCUUGACGGAAUCCCACAAGAGAUCAUAUCAAGCUUUCUUCGGCUACAACGCUUAAACAUGUUUUUCUGCGGAUUGCAUGAAAACCGGCUAACGGGGGCCAACACUGUGCAGUGUGGGGGUAAUGAAUUAUUAGUGCAGGAAUUACUAUGUUUGAAAGACUUAAAGACAUUGGAAGUCUCAAUGAAAAGUCUCUCUGCCUUUGAAAGACUUUCAACCUCAGAAAAGCUACAAAACUGCACUCGAGCUCUAUUUCUCCAACGUUUAAGGAGUGUCCGUUUCCUUUAUCUGUCAGCUUUUGUAAAUAUGAAGCGUUUAGAAAAGCUCAUGAUCUCGGACUGUAGAAGGUUCGAAGAGAUAAAGAUUGACUGGGAUUACAUAGGAAGAGAGUCCCAUGGGAUUCACCUUCACCACUCAAAUAUCACAAAUGAAAUGUGCUUUUUGAGCCUUCGUGUAGUUGGAAUCGUAAGCUGCAAAUCACUGAAGGACUUGACUUGCCUUAUUUUUGCUCCAAAGCUAAGUUCUCUAAAUGUAAGUAAUUGCCCUGCACUGCAAGAAAUAAUAUGUCUCAACAAACUAGCUCAUGCUAUAGAGGUGACAAAACAUCUGGAACCAUUUAAGGAACUUAUGGAUCUAGAUUUGCGCUACUUACCAUCGUUGAUGAGUAUCCACCAGAAACCCUUGUCCUUCCCACGUCUCAUGAAAAUUGAAGUACUAAAGUGUCGUUUCCUGAAGAAACUUCCUAUCAGUUCAAACAUUACCAAGGAAUCUGAAUUGGAGAUCAACGGAGAAGAAUCUUGGUGGAAUGAGCUGGAAUGGGAUGACGAGGCCACUCAAGACGCUUUUCUUCCAUGUUUCCAUGCUAUCUCAGAGAAGCAUUGACGUAUUAUUGAAGAGAAAAUACAAUUAAUUUCAGGUUUCCAGGCGGAGAAAAGGGAAAUGCUUAAAAAAAUAAUAAUAAUCAAAGCAAUUAAGUUCUGACGGUCUAUGCGAAAGGAAGUUCAUGCUUUUCCAACCUGUGUUUCACUUGAUAAAUCUGCUGAGAAAAAUCUCUGCGCUCCUUUCGUGUUUUCUUUCCAUCUAAUAUUGUUGAUGAUUCUGUGCUUUGUUAUGUUCUAAUAUUGGAGAUAUCGUUUCAUCUGCAUGUGGAAAAAAUGAAAAAAGAAAAAAGAAGAAGAAAACUAUGGUUAUCUGUUCCAGGCCAUUCUCUCUAUUGAUGUAGUACAAAUGGUAAUAUUGCACAUAUAUUCUAUUUUUUCUAUGUAAAAUACAUUUGACAACAAAAAGCAUCACUCAGGUAUGAAUAAGAAGGUGUUUGUCCU
This is a messenger RNA of Morus notabilis, 3184 nucleotides long. RefSeq names its product probable disease resistance protein At5g63020. Gene Ontology annotation, molecular function: protein binding; ADP binding. Bases 204 to 2744 code for a protein of 846 amino acids. NCBI's taxonomy places the organism in Eukaryota, Viridiplantae, Streptophyta, Magnoliopsida, Rosales, Moraceae. The record is from RefSeq and is a predicted model, not a curated record. The transcript has 2 exons.